AUGACGCACAAAAAACCGCAGCUAUUUCUCAUCUGUGACAGCGAAGGCUUCGUGUGGAUUCCGCUGCUAACGGUGGAGUGGAAAAUAAAGUACCUCUUCUGCAGCGAUGCAAAAAUGAAGAAGUGUUUUGUGGACUCCUUCGGUCUGUAUGACACAGAGACGAACACACACGACAAUGUGUUGAAGUUUAUUGAAAAGCAAAAUCUGGACAAUGUUCAUCUGCUCUUUAUAGCCAUGUCGACGUCGAAGCUGCAUGAGCUUAUCCUGGAAUACGUAAUAAGCCAAAAGAAAUGUUACUGCAUUUUCAGUUCAAAUUUACCAACAAUAAAUAUAGAAAAGUUAGAAAAAUUGAAGGCGUCUCUAAAGAACUUUAAUACAGAUAGCGACAUUAUCUAUGACGUGAAGGCAGAGUUUAAAAAAACGAACAGACAGUUUUACUGGAACAUAUUCAACGCCUUAACGAAUCAGCGCGUUUUUUAUAAUUUGAAAAAUACACUGAACGAGUUGGGGGAACACAUAUAUGCCGUUCAAAUUGAGUCCACCUUCAUGCCGUUUUGGGCGGAAAAUGAGGGAAUAGAAAAUGUCCUCUUCUACAAAACGGUGCUAAUUAUCUCCUUAAUUGAGUUUUUAUUCUGCAAACCGAAAAGUGUGUCUGCCAAAUGUUACUCCGUGAAGGGCGAAAACGUUACGGUGAAGUCCAUUGCGGGCAGUGCUCUCUUCGAUUCGCUCAAUUGCUACUUUAAUAUUUCCGACAACUCAAGCAACAAGAUCUUCGACGUCAAGGUGUUCGGGGAGAACGGUUCCGUGGAGGUUUCCUACAACGCCGAACAUAACUGCUUCCAACUGCUUCGGUGCCUGAACCAUUAUGAGUAUCCGAGUCUCUUUGUGGAGAGUGCCCACGAGAGCGCCCUCAACGAACUGAAAUACUUCGUGGAUGAACAGCUAUACACCAAUAAGUAUAUCAACAUGUAUACAAACGCUGUGCAGACGGCCCUUUGCUUGUGGAAAAGCAACGGAGAAAACGUUCCCCUGGAGAUGAAGAAACCAGAGGAGUAUCCUACCCCCGAUGCAGACACCAUGGUGGAAGUAAUGAAGAACUUCAGCAUAACCGCCUGA
This is a messenger RNA of Plasmodium coatneyi, 1116 nucleotides long. RefSeq lists its product as uncharacterized. The transcript has 3 exons. Lineage: Eukaryota; Apicomplexa; Aconoidasida; Haemosporida; Plasmodiidae. Bases 1 to 1116 code for a protein of 371 amino acids. The record is from RefSeq and is a predicted model, not a curated record.